AUGCAACAACCUGAUUAUGACUCGGGAGCAGACUUACCAAAAGCAUAUUGGAACAUGAAAUUUUUCAAAAGAAUAAAAUCAGUAAUAUAUACAAAAUUACAUAGAGCAGCUAGAAGACUACUAACAACAAACCCAAAUGUGAAUUGUUACUUUAGAGUAAUUGCAAAUCAAAAUAAGUUAAACAAUCUAAAAGAUUCAACUAAUUACCCAAUAACAGCAGGAGUAAACUAUGCCGCUGACAAUUGGCAUGAUACAGGAUUAGUAGGCAGAAGCCAAUGCACAUAUCAAACACCUCAAAUAUCAUUAAGAGAAUUACUAGAUAAUACAUAUCUAACAGAUAAAAUCCAACUAGGAAGACAAAAAGAUUUCCAAAACCUUAUAUACAAACCAGAUUAUGGAACUGAAAAUGAU
This is a messenger RNA of Cetraspora pellucida, 411 nucleotides long. The record is from the annotation of a GenBank genome assembly. Lineage: Eukaryota; Fungi; Glomeromycota; Glomeromycetes; Diversisporales; Gigasporaceae.